Messenger RNA from Soboliphyme baturini, 1260 nucleotides. Lineage: Eukaryota; Metazoa; Nematoda; Enoplea; Dioctophymatida; Soboliphymatidae. The record is from the annotation of a GenBank genome assembly.
AUGCGUUCCGUCCACCUCGCAGAUGAAAACUGCAAAUUCGGCUCCAGAAGUGCUGGAGAAGGUAUUCGCUUCGCGACAGAUACGAUAAAGAUUUCAUUUUACUCUGUUCCUAUUCAGCCAAAUGCUUUCGCGAUUCGUCACGUUGAUUUGACUAAGAAGGAACUUGAUUUUAAUCCGAAAUUCGAGGAACUAUUUGCCCCUGUGGUGGGACCCGAUAAUCCGUUUAAAAGCGAGCAAUGCCUUCUGUCUAAGAACAUUCUGACCGGCUUCGUUGAGAACGCGCAUUUCAAUGAUUUUCACUUCGAGAUUAUUCAACGGCGAUUUUGUUCUAAUACAGCGGUCCUAAACAUUACGUUGGCAACGUGGCUGCUGCGGAGACCACCGGAGGUACACACAUACAUCGUAGGAGUGACCGUGUUCGAACCGGUGAAGAAGAAAGACGCAGCGAAGCGGAAGAAAUUGAAAAAUAUGGAUCCUGCCGAUGUUGAGGGAUUCACCGGACCUUGGGCGGCAUUUGAGGAUGAGAACCGAAGUGCAAAACCUGAUCCGGAGACGAUGAAGUGCAUCGAAGAGUUUCUUCGUAAACGGAAGAAGAUCAGCAAGAUCACGCGCGAAGAAGGCAUCGAGGAAAAGUCAGUCCUGCACAGUAUGCUCAAGGACCCUUACGACUACCAGGGUCGGUCGUUCCUCGUGCCUCCGCAUGACGUUGGCGUCAAUCUGCGUGACGAUAUACAUACAUGGACAGGGCACACGAAGGGAGUGCAGGCCAUCCGGUGGUUUCCGGGAUCCGCCCAUCUUUUGCUCUCCGCAAGUAUGGAUUGUAAGAUCAAGCUGUGGGAAGUUUAUAAACAGCGACGCUGUAUUCGUACGUACGUUGGGCACAAAAUGGCUGUUCGGGACGUGUGCUUUAAUAAUGCUGGAACCGAGUUUUUGUCCGCCUCCUACGAUCGCUACAUAAAGUUGUGGGACGCAGAAACAGGUGAAUGCAAGCAGCGGUUUACCACCGGAAAGGUGCCGUACUGUAUCAAAUUUCAUCCAGAUGAAGAUAAACAAAACAUUUUCUUGGCCGGCAUGCAGGACAAGAAAAUCAUUCAGGUUUGUAUGUUCACUGAUGUUUCUAGCUUUUCCCGUAGUCGAUCGCGCCUAAUUAUUUAUCCUUGGCUGACCCAUCAUCAGCUCCCCGCGUACUUCCAUCGCAGUUCUCUCCUCGAAAGCUGCGUUUUAUGGUGUCAUCGCGCGUGCGCAGACUCAGUCACGGCU